Messenger RNA from Suncus etruscus (white-toothed pygmy shrew), 970 nucleotides. RefSeq names its product synapsin III (gene SYN3). Bases 200 to 931 code for a protein of 243 amino acids. The record is from RefSeq and is a predicted model, not a curated record. The transcript has 7 exons. Gene Ontology annotation, cellular component: synaptic vesicle; synaptic vesicle membrane. Lineage: Eukaryota; Metazoa; Chordata; Mammalia; Eulipotyphla; Soricidae. Gene Ontology annotation, biological process: neurotransmitter secretion.
CGGCGACCCGGAGCGGAUCCGCAGGCGGGCGCGGAGACUGCAGCACCCACCCAAGCACCGAGCUCCUUGGUAGAUCCUCCACACGCCACUUGGAACCACCUGGGGCAGGAUUCCCUUGGUCCUUCUGGCCUGAACCCCGGCCUGCAUUUUUGCCACGUGCAGAUCCAUCUGAGCAGAAACAAGUCACCUCACCACAGCCAUGAACUUCCUCCGGCGCCGCCUCUCUGACAGCAGCUUCGUGGCCAACCUGCCCAAUGGCUACAUGAGUGAUCUGCAUCGGCCGGAUAGUUCCACCAGCUCCCCUGCCUCCCCAGCCAUGGAACGGAGGCACCCCCAGCCCCUGGCCGCCUCCUUCUCCUCGCCGGGCUCCAGUCUCUUCAGCUCCUUCUCUAGUGCUGUGAAGCCCACUUCACCGGCCCCAACAGGGCUGGUGGAGCCUCCAGGCCCUUCUACACCCAUAGUGCACAGGCCCCGGGUCCUACUGGUGAUCGACGAUGCCCACACUGACUGGGCUAAGUAUUUUCAUGGAAAGAAAGUGAAUGGCGAGAUUGAGAUUCGGGUGGAGCAGGCAGAAUUCUCCGAGUUGAAUCUGGCUGCUUAUGUGACAGGGGGCUGUAUGGUGGACAUGCAAGUCGUGCGAAAUGGGACCAAAGUCAUGAGAUCCUUCAAGCCUGAUUUCAUCCUGGUUCGCCAGCAUGCUUACAGCAUGGCACUGGGAGAGGACUAUCGCAGCCUGCUCAUAGGCCUGCAGUAUGGAGGACUACCAGCUGUCAACUCCCUCUACUCCGUCUAUAACUUCUGCAGCAAGCCCUGGGUGUUCUCACAACUCAUUAAGAUCUUCCAUUCCCUGGGCCCGGAGAAGUUUCCGCUAGUGGAGCAGACCUUCUUCCCCAACCACAAGCCCAUGGUGAGUACUGUUUUUUCCCCGUAGGUGGUGAAACUGGGACACGCCCAUGCUGGGAUGGGAAAG